This is a messenger RNA of Menidia menidia (Atlantic silverside), 4460 nucleotides long. The record is from the annotation of a GenBank genome assembly. NCBI's taxonomy places the organism in Eukaryota, Metazoa, Chordata, Actinopteri, Atheriniformes, Atherinopsidae.
ACCCACCCAAACGCACGCACAUUUUGGCCCCCUAUCGCCCUCCUACCCUCUGACGCAGCAUGUCGGUGCAAGCAGACGAAAGCCAGCCACCCCCACCGUCUCCUAAUGGGUGGGGUGAUCACGGAGGGCAAAUAGAGACACUUAUUGAUACUCUCAGAGUGUGAGUAACUGAAGAAGGGGAGAUAGCGUCUCAAACAAAUACACGGCGGUCUGAGAGAGUUACUGGGAUGGUGGCCGAGGAGAUCGUGGUGUCCCUCUCAGGUGGAGCCCCGUGGGGCUUCAGGCUGCAGGGAGGAGCAGAACAGCAAAAGCCUCUACAGGUGGCAAAGGUACGCAGGCGCAGCAAAGCAUGCCGAGCCGGACUUAAAGAGCACGAUGAACUGGUUGCCAUUGGCGACCACUUGUGCGCGGAGCUCAGUCACGCUGAGGCCAUGAGCCUGAUAGAUACAGAGAGCGCCACACUGGAUCUGAGAGUCAAAAGGGCUCCCUCUGGACUCCACUCCUCAUCUUUCUCUGGCCGUUCCGUGUCCAGAGUCGUGUCUCCGCCCGCUGCGCCCCUCAGAUCCGGCAGUUCUUCCCUCCUCUCUCCCACCGACAUGCCCCGGGGCAUCACCUCCCCCCCAGACAGCGAGGCGUACUACGGAGAAACGGACAGCGACGCGGACACACACUCUCACACUCACCAGAGACGCCAACGACGCACACCUCCCCAUGCUCGCUCACCCUCGCGCUACGAAAAUCAAGAGGAGGAGACCUCAGAGAUGAGCGGAUAUGAAAGUGCGACGGACGCCGCAGUGGCCACUCAGGCCCACUGGAAUGGUCAGUGUCUUGUCGGUGUCCCUCGCAGAGAGCUCAUCUACGUGCCCCCUCAGACGGAGUGGACCACCCCCGUGCACACACAACACACUCCAAACCCUCACACACUCACUCCGACUCCCGACCAGGGGGCGUUGGAUGUAGAAGGAGAAGGGGACAGCGGAUUCCAGGAGGCCGGAGCAUGCACUUCCCUGAGCUGCCCGCCUCUGGUGUCACCAGAACGGGCCAAAGAGGCUCUGAGGCUGAGCUCCGGCGGUCAACUGGUGCCCAUGGUUGGCCUACAGCAGACCCCUGUGAACGACGAACUCUCCACCACGUACAUGGACAAAGCUCGACAGGCCAAGCUGCAGCGUGGAGAGAGUGUUGUGGAGAAACAGGUGAAGGAGGCUCGAACCAAAUGCCGUUCAAUUGCAUCUCUGCUGACUGACGCCCCAAAUCCCAACUCAAAGGGGGUUCUUAUGUUCAAGAAACGCCGGCAGAGAGCCAAGAAGUACACGCUGACCUGCUUCGGCAAAGCUGAGGGUGACAGAGGAGGGGAGACAGAAGGAGAGACCGGAGGAGAGACUGAGGAGGAGGGAGGAAGUUCAAUCCUGAGUGGCUCAGAAGUUGAUGAAGAAGGAUUUUCAGCAUCUUUUGACCCGACGUGGGAUUCUGGUUAUCUUGACCUGCUGGACAGGAGAAGCUCCGCCUGUCCAUCGACAACUCCGACCACUCCAACCACACCAACAGCCAAUCACGGUGCAGAGCUGGACCUCUCGGUUCAUCAAACACCGCGACUUGUGAUUUCUGACAAUCAAAGUCCAGGGUUCGUGGUCUCAGGGUUGGAGAGCUCAGCGAAGCACGGCUCAAGGCUGGAGAGCAACAUCUCAAAACCAUCAUUUGGUCACCACUCCUCUCAAAUGUCUCCUCCAGCGGUGGCUCUGACCAAUGGGGGGUCGGUCGCUGUCAGCCGUGCCAGCGUUGUUCUGACCUCGCCCUCACAGACACUCCUUCCGAGUCAAAAUGGGCACCACGGCAACCCCGGUUCAACUCCUAACCCUGACUUUAAUUCAGGCCCAAACACAGACUCGCUCAGCUUCGGUGCUAAUCCGAGUGUCCUGAACCGCACAGCCCGCCCCUUCACCCCUGGCUCCACUCCUUCUCGUGCAUCCGUGACCUCUGUGAUGUUCCGGCCCCCGCAACCCAAGCCCACCGCCAUAACCAUGGCGACCAAACCUGUGGCCGCCGUAUCCAUGGUGACUCUCUCGCCUACUCAACACCAACCUGAUGCAAGGAGAGCGGUGUCUAGCACCUCUCUGUACAUCCCUCCAAGAAAUAACAACAGCAACCCUCCCUCAGCAGUCCUUUCACCUCCAUUCUCCGUGCCGUCUACGCCUUUCUCUCCGCCUCCUUCUGCAAAUGCACAGUUGUACGCUUCGCCUGCGACCCCACUCUCACCAUCUGCUGUUCAGGGUUCUCUGCUUUGUCCCUCACCUGCCCAGCCAUUCUCCCCUCCAGCUCCGCCACCAUACCUGUCUCCCACUGCCCCAAGUCAUCCACCUGCAUCAACCUGCAUCUCAGCCUCUCCCGCUUACGCCCUCAGUAACCCAUCCGAUUUGACCCAAGUCUCUUACCCUGCUCCUUCUCCCAACCAACACCAUCCAUCUCCGUCCGUCCACCCUUACAUCAACAUGACAGGAGCGGCGAGUCCCGCAUUGCCCCCUCAGGCCUCGUCCAAUGACUCCCUGUCCACACGGGAGCAGCGCAUCUCAGUCCCGGCUGCCCGCACCGGCAUCCUACACGAUGCCCGUCGGCGUAGCCAAAAGAAGCCAAUGUUCAGUGCGCUCACAAGCAAAGAUGUCUCUCCAAACCCCGACUUGUUGACGAUGGUCCAGAACAUGGAUGACCGAUUCGGGAGAACCCCGGCCGAGCCUGGAGCUGAGCCUGGAGCAGAGCCUGGAACAGCACCCGCCGGAGAGGCUGGACAUGAAUCGGGGCCCGAGGAGGACUGGCUGAGGCUGGGAGCGGAGGCCUGUAACUUUAUGCAGGCCCAGCGAGGACCCAGGCCACCGCCAGUAGCUCCCAAACCCCAGAGCCCUCAAGUGCCGCAGCUCGGGGGGAAGGGAGGUCAGCUGUUCGCCCGCAGACAGAACAGGAUGGAUCGGUAUGUUGUUGAGCGAUCUCCAUCUGUGGCCGCAGCCCCUUACUCGCCCGCUCAGACACGGGAGCCCUCGCCCACACCUUCACUUCCCUCUGCCUGGAAAUACUCGUCCAGCAUUCGCGCUCCACCCCCCAUCAACUACAACCCGCUCCUCUCUCCUUCUUGUCCUCCAAAGGCUCAGAAGAAACCAGAGGUGGCAAAGUCGGGGACUGCUACCCCUAAGGGGAAGAGGCCAGGUAUGACGUCUGUGGACAUUAUGAGCCACCAACCAUACCAGCUCAACUCUUCCCUGUUCAGCUAUGGAAGCGGGACUCCCCAGGACACCCCUAACCAUCAGCAGCAGAGGGGAACGACCGGUGCGCCUCAGAAGACAGCGAGAGUCUAUGAGGUGAAGCGGUUCUCCACACCCCCACCGGUGGCCACAGGGCCUGCCCUCAAAGUCAUCGUUCCUCGAUCAGCUACAACCCUCGGAGAACCACUGAGGCGCUCUGAUGUCACCUCUCCUCAGCCCACUGCUGGUUCCAUGCUUUACCAACAACAGCAGCCUCCAUCCCAGCCUUACCAGUCCCAGUGGGCCGCUUCCACUUUGUCUUCCCCACCCCCUCCCGCCCCGUCUGCACCACUCCCUCAGCUCCCCACCUUCUCCUCUACUCUUGCCCCAAAUGCUGUCCAGAUUCCUACCUUUACUCACCUUCAGCCACCGGCGGUUCCGCAGGCCAACAGGCAGUUUAAAAGUGCCCCGGAUCUAAGUCCUCUCGGCCCGGCUGGUACCCCACAGGCCGUAUCCGGCAGCUCUCAGCCCACAAGGGUCCCCCGGCCACGGUUCAGCACCUCCAACCUGGGCCUGCAGCCUUGUGUGUGGCGUCCUGGAUCCACAACGCACUGAAAUAGGUCCUCGUCUGGACAUGAUAAACGAAGCUCUGUGGGAUUUUUAAACAAUGUGUUCUUAGUUUUUUGAUAGUCUUGUUCCAGCCUGCAGAAGGGGUUUCAUCAGUCCUGUUUGAUCACAUUUCAUGUUUUGACUGGCCGCACGUGUAGCAUACUUUGAUAUUUAAUUUUUUUUUUAGCAAUAAUCCAUCCCGAUAUUUCUCAAAGCUGUGAAAAGGAACCCAGUUUUGGGAGGUGGGAAUUCAGUGUGGGCACAUGUGAUGUUUAAGGUAUGGAAACAAACCAUGGACUGUCGAAGAAGAAAUUACUGAUGGGAAAAACUGAUAUGAAGUUCUGUAAAUAUUGUCCAGAAUUAUAAAGUUAAAUGGUGAAAAAAGAGGAACAGAGGAUGUGUAAUUAUAAGACUGCUUAUUAGCAAGGUGGAAUAAUGGGAAAGGAUAAACAUGAAUGAAAGAUAAGUAAUGGUUGAAAAACUAGUUAGUAGAAGGUUCAGAUUUGACUUAUAACUCCAACAACCUGUAACAUCCCACCUGUUACUAUUCGACUACAAUAUAUUUCAAUAGUCGUUUUACCAACAACAUUUAUAUAUAUAUGUGCUUGUGUGUGUGUGUGUGUG